Molecule: messenger RNA, 1431 nt
Organism: Coregonus clupeaformis (lake whitefish)
Lineage: Eukaryota; Metazoa; Chordata; Actinopteri; Salmoniformes; Salmonidae
Product: phospholipase A and acyltransferase 3
Exons: 6
Coding region: 144-662 (172 amino acids)
Biological process (GO): N-acylphosphatidylethanolamine metabolic process
Cellular component (GO): cytoplasm
Molecular function (GO): glycerophospholipid phospholipase A1 activity; A2-type glycerophospholipase activity
Source: RefSeq, a predicted model, not a curated record
UUUGUUAGCUUUUUUUUCGAGUCAGCUGAUCGUUGACUUCUGCUUCUGACUUCUGUGUUCGAAGUGAAAGCAAGCAACAUCGAGGCCACGACACCGAAUUUACUGGUUGAGAUCAAAGCUGUGUAAAGGAAAUAACAGUAACCAUGGCUCCAACAUUGUACGAUGAGAAGCCGGAGCCAGGGGAUCUGAUAGAGAUAUUCAGAGGGAGAUACCAACACUGGGCGUUGUACGUUGGUGACGGUUUUGUCAUUCACCUGGCCCCACCCUCCGAGGCACCAGGGGCCAGGGCCAACAGCAUGAUGUCUGUGCUCAGUGACAAGGCUAAGGUGAAGAAGGAAGAGAUCUGGGACGUGGUGGGGCAUGAUAAGUGGUGUGUCAACAACCAGCUGGAUCAGAAGUACAAGGUCAGACCCAUCCGUGAGAUUCUGAGGGAUGCCACGGCUUAUGUGGACCAGGAGCUGUCCUACUGUGUCAUCAAGGGGAACUGUGAGCACUUUGUCACAGAUCUGAGAUAUGGGAAGGCUGAGUCUCGACAGGUUCGGCAGGCUGUGGGAAUGGCAAUGGUGGGCUUCGGAGCAAUUGCUUUGGUAGGUAUCGCGGCGGCCAUCUUUGGCGGUGGAAGCAAAAAGAAGAAUGAAGAAGAAAAGGAAGAAUAUAUGUGACAACCUGUAUGAUAGCUUCCUGAACAGCCAAUCACCACUAAGCCUAAUAUAGAUGAAUUAUUUAACUACAGUACUACUGCCCUUGUGUAAUUCUGGGGUUUUCCGAAGGGAGGGUUGAGUAUUUCCGUACAUAUUUUUUUAAACUUUCACAGUUACACAGACAUGAAUUGAAAGCACGUAGGAAACAAGGAAAAGUGUCUCGUUAUAAUUCCAAGGUAUACAGCCUUGAAGGUGCCAUAGCCUUGUAGGCUGCUAGACUAAGCUAGCUGACUUAAAAUAUGUUGUCACUUACUUAGAAGCUAUGAAGUUUCCCUACUAAAGUUUUAACAUAUUUAUGUAGACUAAGAUCUCUUUAUAAUGGGGUAAAAUGAUAUUAAACUGAAGUUCUAAUAUUUCUAUCAUGAAGUCAAUUGGCUCUAGGACCCACACAACUACAUCUAAUGCUGCUUAUAUCGCUUUGUAAUGAUUGACAGCAUUAGGAACAAAAUCUUUAAUUUUUUAAAUGUUGGAUUGAAAAGAUUUGUAAUCUUAACUGGUGUUUGAUCUUUCAAAACUUGACCUUGCACAUGAGUUUUGAAGAGUUUGUUUAUGAAGUAUAUUGAUAAUAAACUGAACCUUAGUAGCAUUUUAGCUUAGUUGAUUUAGUCUUGACAUCCUCUGUUUUAAGUAUGUAAAUGUUUUUAUAAACAUUGUUUGGUCUCUGAUGAACUUAUACUUGUCUUAGUAAACAAAAUAAACACCUCUGUGCUCCCACUGCAAGUAAAAGGAA